GUGGGCCCAAAAUGUAAAAACUGUCGCGAAAAAAACGUCACGGCGGUCGACGACGUUGGUAAGAGCUGUGACACUUUGAAAAUCGAAAUAUUUAAUUCUAUGAAUGCAUAAACUGGUAGAAUAAUUUGUAGAACAAAAGAUUGUUCUUAAUUUUGGAUUGCUUGCUGGCUGUUAAUUCCCUAAUUCAGCAAUGUUGCAAGCAGAAGAUGCCAAAUACCUGAAGAAGAAGGUGAAGGUGCUGUCUCUGGAUGUGCACCCCACUGAGAAGGCUAUCGUAGUCAACUAUGAAAUGGAGGCUACCAUCCUUGGGCAGAUGGGAGACCCGAUGCUGGGGGACAAGAAGGAGUGUCAGAAGAUCAUCCGACUGAAGAGUUUAGACAGCAAGUCUGAUGUGGUGACGGUAGCCAAGGAGGUGCUGGACAAGUGUAAACUCAUCCAUCAGUCCAAGCUGACGGAGGUGCAGCAUCUCAUCUCAUAUCUCAAGACCAGGAAGCGGCCAGACCACAAGAGUGAUGCACUGACGCGCUCCAGCCACUCCGACCUCACAAGCUCAACGUCGAGCGCCAGCCUCUCCGGCAGCCUCACAGGCGCACUUAAAGAGGAACUGCACGGCACUGCGUACUUUGCUGAGAUCGACUCAUAUCAGGAGAUGCUCUAUGAAGACUUGCCCAGCAAGAUUAAAGGCACUGCGCUGCUGCUGCAGCUCGCACGUAACCCCGACUACCUCAACGAACUCGCACAGAACGAGGCGGUGCUGGGGGCGUUAGCACGCACCCUCAGGGAGGACUGGAAGAAGAGCCUCGACCUCAGCUACAACAUCGUCUACAUCUUCUUCUGCUUCUCUGCCUUCUCGAACUUCCAUUCCGUCAUAUCGCAUUUCAAGAUCGGGUCGCUGUGUAUGGACAUCGUGGACGGAGAGCUACAGCGCGCCCAGCAGCUCAGAGAGCAGCUCGCCUCCAAGCGACGUCCUGCCAAGCCCAGCAACAUCGCCACCUCCAGGAUACCCAGCCCGUCUGGGUCCAAGCUGGCAAGUCCCUGCGGUUCUGCUGGAUCCAAGUCCAGCAAGCUGGGCAGCGCCAGCAGCAACAGCUCGUCCAGCCAUUCCGCUGAGGACGAUGAGGAGACCCACGCUGAUAAAACUCAUAGCAAAUAUCAGGGCGUGCUGGACAAACAGGACCAGGUGCUGCGGGUGUGCACAUACCUGCUGCUGAACAUCGCAGAGGACCACAAGGUGGAGGAGAAGAUGCGCCGUAAGAACAUCGUAGGGCUGCUGGUGCGCAUGCUGGAGAGGCGGUCCGCGCACCUACUGCUGCUGGUGCUCUCCUUCCUCAAGAAGCUCUCCAUAUACACCGAGAAUAAGGACGAUAUGAGCGACCUGAACGUCGUGGAGAAAGUGUAUCUUUUGAACGCCACAUUGUGGCAUGCCAUCAUCAAGUGUGGCGCGCUGCCCAAACUCAUGCCACUGAUGGAGUCGGAGCAGCACCAGCAGGCGGCACUGUCAGUGCUCUACCACCUCAGUGUCGACGACAAGGCCAAGAGUCUCUUCACCUACACUGACGCCAUCCCCACUAUGAUGCAGCUGAUCAUGACGCAACGCCCUCCUUGUGAUCAGAUGAUGCAGCUGAUCAUGACGCAACGCCCUCCUUAUGAUGCAGCUGAUCAUGACGUAACGCCCUCCUUGUCAUCAGAUGAUGCAGCUUCUGCGCACGUGGAGGCGCUAUGCAGCGUCGUGUCGGGUCCCGUGACGGACGAGUUUGUGCUGGAGUGCGUGGGUGUCUUGGGCAACCUGGCGCUCCCCCACCUCGACUACACCAGCAUCCUCACCAACUUCGGCCUGCUCGCCUGGAUACAGGACAAGCUCAAGCCUGGAUGCAGCAGCGCGGACGACAUCAUCCUGGAGGUUGUGGUGCUGCUGGGGACGCUGGCGGGUGAUGAGGCCGCUGCUGAGGUGCUGCUGAACAACAAUGUCCUCAGCACGCUCGUUGCCCUCAUCAACGACAAGCAAGAGGACGACGAGCUUGUGCUGCAGAUCGUGUACGUAUUCUACCAGUUCUGCCGCCACGACCACACACGGCCUCACGUCAUCGCCACACGCGAGGUGCCUGCCUACCUCAUCGACCUCAUGCACGACAGCAACAGCGAGAUCCGGCGCGUCUGUGACACCACGCUUGACAUUAUUGCGGAGCACAGUAAGGAGUGGGCGGAGCAGGUGCAGCUGCAUAAGUUCCAGUGGCACAACUCGCAGUGGUUGGCCAUGGUGAAGGGGUCGGGGCUGGGGGAUGAGGGGGUCGCCUUUGGUGGAGGUGGAGGGGAGGAACUCCUCCUGCUGGGGGGCGAGGAGGGUCUUGGGUCCAGCUACAUGCGCCACUCAGACGUGCUCGCGAGUCACCACAGCCUCCUCAGUGACGGGCUGUCAUCUCCGGACAGCGAAGAGUUCCUUCCAUCCGCCCUCCCGAGCACCUGUUCAGCGGCGAUUUCGAUUGACGGGCGCUUCCAUGACCCUCCCACGAACUUUCAUAACGUAGGCGUGACGGGGCCUGGACUCCGUACAUCCAACUGCCUGCUGAUGUCCAUAUUUAGCACUAGCCUCGCACUUCAGACGUCAUGA
This is a messenger RNA of Hyalella azteca, 2608 nucleotides long. It is a transcript of the gene Kap3, whose product is annotated as kinesin-associated protein 3. Gene Ontology annotation, cellular component: kinesin II complex; ciliary transition zone; axoneme. NCBI's taxonomy places the organism in Eukaryota, Metazoa, Arthropoda, Malacostraca, Amphipoda, Hyalellidae. Gene Ontology annotation, biological process: cilium organization; microtubule-based movement. The record is from RefSeq and is a predicted model, not a curated record. Bases 191 to 2608 code for a protein of 805 amino acids. Gene Ontology annotation, molecular function: kinesin binding. The transcript is spliced from 20 exons.